CGGUAGUAUGCACAAGACAAAAAAAAAGAAAUUAUAUCUAAGUGAAAUAAUGAAUGCUUAUUUGUGCACAUGGUAAACCUGAAACGAAGCGUGAAAUUUAAAGAUUCGCCUCAGCACACACACACACACACACACGUGCAACUGCAGCGUUGCUGGCACGUGCAACAUGCGAUGCAUAGUUGCCACAAACGAAGUGAAGCGUCGAAGCAAACAAGUGGCGAACGUCUGCAACACUUACCAUUGACACGUCGGUAUAGUAAAGUGCCCGGUUCGGUCUUAACGCUUUGCAAUUUUCCCCUCCUGGACUAAAGUAUUAAAGCUAAGUAACAGUUGUGGCGCUCUCAGCUGCCCUUUUGUGUCACAUGACAGCCAUCCGAUUUUUAAGUGCGCGUUUCGACAAGAAAGUAGAGAAAAGUGUCUUCCGAGAUCUGUGUGAAGAAUUGCAAUUUAUUACUACCCCUCCAGAAUUUUUAAUCUUCCUCCGCUUAUAAACUUUUUUUAGAUGAAAACGUUUGGCGGCCAUCAAAUCACAAAUUAACUUCCGGGACGUUCUUCCAUGCACUAUAAAUGCAUCAUCCAGUAUCGCAGAAGUAAUGAAGGGCACUUACACAAUCCAAUACAAAGUUAAUAGAUCCUCCAUGCAACUCAAAGUGGCUAUAAGUGGCUAAUCUAUGCAUAUACAAAUCUCCAAGUAAAAACCAAAUCUCCAAUAAAACUUUUUGGUUUUGGUUUGAAGUCUGCGAGCACACAUCAUGCAUGUUUGAAGCCAGACGUUGCAACUGCAAACUCGGACAUCCAACACCGAACUUCACAUAUACCAAGGCGUAUCUCAACUUUCUUACACAAAUGCAGAUUAAUGCGGACGUAUUUUGUCUUAACGCGACUAAAAAACAACGAGGUCGACCUCUACGCAUUGCGAAAGAAGGCUAUGUAUACAGAUUAGCAGCGCCAUCUCAUCUCGGGAUUCACACAGGCAAAAGUUUCAUUGAAACAGCAGUCGUCCUCUACACCAAGAGCCCCAAACGUUCGAUGUUAAUAUGAAUUAUAAACCAUCAUCUUCAUCCUCAUCCAACAGUCCCCCACACCAAUCAACGUAUCCACCAAGAUCCGCAUCCAAUUCCUCGUCGAACACCCAUAGCACAACAACACACACACCAGCAAUCAUUCCACUAGACUACAAUUAUCAUACAAUGUCACCAUCCUCAAUAUCACAAUUUCCCAUCGGGCGCAUUACAUCUGCGGCCACCUCCACCACAAGCGGCGCUUAUCAUUUGCACACACAUUCACGACUUAGCAGUACGCACGCGUCCGGCAGUGCCUCAGUCGAUGUUGAGAUGGAUAAUCAGUAUAACAGUCUUUUCGGCGAUCCUGUUCCACCGCCACCCCCGCCCGAUUUUCAUACUUCACAAUUUAAUCCUGUGAGUGUUUUCCAUCCAGUGUCAUUGGAAAUCAGUUCUGGCUCUGAAGAAGACACUACUGACCGUCUAGCUUCGUUAGAAGUUGAAAGGCCCGCACAGACACGCCUUUUUUCUAAUGUGCCUUUCAGCUCCGCAUUUAGUAGGCGAAUGUCUGACAAUGCAGCUCCCAGAAACUUCGAUGUGCUUCCCACUCCCAUGCCGCGUCUUCAACCACCAGAUAUUCAAAUAUUACCUAAUUCCAGUGGUGAUUCAAGCUCUGAAGCACGGGAAUCGCCCAAUUACACAUUACUCGCACCCGACACAACAAAUCGCCAUCAUACAAUAUAUGAUGACAGGCAACCGACAGAUGUAACCGAAAUUGUAGAGUCUUAUGAAGUCAGAGAUGCAAAAGGUGUCCUCGACUACUCAGAAGCCACACGGCGCGUAUCUAAUUUUAGUGAAGAUUUCAAAUCGAAUGUUGGAGCACUGAGCAACGUUGAAAAGCCACAUAUGGAAAAUUCACCUCCUUCAGUAAGCCAACCGUUUCCUCAUCAAUUUCCGAACGAACCUUAUACAAACAACGAAUGGUUUCGGCCAGCAACUCAAGACUACCCUGAAUUCAGUAAGAUACCAAGACUGCGUCCAAGUUCUAAAAACGUUAUGUCGAUUAAAAGGGAAGACAUGCCAAUGCACCAGUCUCCGGUUGCAGCAAUGAUAAAUGACUCGAACGGUUCUAGUAGUGGAGAGGAACGAAUGAUGGAUAGAACACAUACUUUAGACAAGUCAACGGUACCUUUGACUAGUUUCCAACCACCAGCAAGACCACCCGACCCGUCUCCAACUCUUCUCCGUGAAAUUGAAACGGAAUUAUUGCUCUCUCCUCAAGAGUAUUUGCAAUACGAGGACGAAAGUCCUAUAGUUAGUUCGACUCAAGUGACAUCACCUCCUCCAGCUGCUCCACCACCGCCAGAUCUACUAACUGCAAUGCCAAGCGAAAGUCAGAAUUCCAUAAAACGCGAAAUGUCACCCGUGAUAUUGCGGAAUUCAAUAGCCACUGGUGGGGAAUUUAGGGUUGAGCAGACACGCCUUCACAAGAAGACAUCAUUUACAAUUAUUUCAGAAAAAUCACCACAAUCAUCAUGCACCCAUAGUCCGUCAUCGCACAGUCAAAAGCAGCGGUCACCGCAAAAAAUGUCCGCCAUAUCGCCAAUGAAACCUGUUGCUAAACCACGACAGUAUUUGCAACAUAAAUCCUUAUCAGCCUCUCAACUCAAGUUGCCACAGUUGCCACAACAGAAACUUCAAGCUCCCGCCGAUGACUCUCCUCGCCCUUCUGUACAAUUUAAUAUGACUGGUCGGCAUACGCCAAACAUGAUGACUCAACGGGGCAUAUUGCAACAUCGUGAGUCACUGUCAUCAUCGCAAGAUAUUACACCAUCAUCCCCUUCAGCGGGACGCAAAUCAAAAUUGCGUCGCCCUUCAACACUGCCAACAUUUGCCAAACAAGCAAAUGAAUCAAAAAUAAAAAGUUGUGAAACUCUACCUUUUAUAACCGAUCCAUACCGUACUGCUAUUCCACGCUUCAACCGCUCCGUUACAGAUCUACAUAUAGAGCCAGCAGUAUUUCCACCAGGUGCGUUGCCUCGCCCCAUUAAACCCAACCCCAACCCCACUCGGAAGCAAAAAGGUCUGCUCCGCAUACUAAAUGGAAACACUUCGCAUUUACCAUUGCGUUCAAACUGGGCUAGUAUGGAGGACCUACCUCUUGGUAGGCAGCUAAAAACUCCUCUUGCAACACCUACACACAUUUCACAGAGUCGUCGACGCUCAAGCUCUACAUCGCCUGAACGCCGUAGUUCGACACAAACAGCUUCAGAUCGGCGGAGUUCCAAUAUAAGUUCAGUUACAACAUCCGAUUUUAGUUUUCGUCGUUCGCCCUUGCCGCUACAUCAGCAGCGUAGAAAAUCCUCAUUUCCAUCUACAAGCCCCAAAACUAAACGUCGACAAUCUCUAAUACAACCAGCAAGCUUGUCUGGUGGCCGAACAUCCCGUACAAAAGUUGCUAAGCCUUCUACGCUUUCACCCAUCAUUGGUACACCGAACAAAGAUAGUAGCACACCUCAAAGUCCUGAACAAAAUAUUGCUGGUUCAUUAGCACCGUCAGAGGCAUUUUCGGAUAUGACAUCUCGGCGGGAUUCACUUUCAAAGAUACCUUUGCGCUCUUCGAACUCGCGUCCAAUUUCGCGUUCUUCAUCGCCAUUGAAAGAGUUUAUGUCUCAAUUGCCAAUAUCUGAUAUAAAUUCAAGAGGAACAUCUAGUCGCACUACUUCUCGUGCAACAGUAAGGACCGAUGCUUCUCAAUCAGUUUCGCGUAGCAAUUCCAGACCGGCAUCACGUUCUACUUCUCGUGCAUCUACCCAUCCAAUAUCACGAGCAGCGUCACGCGCUAGUACACGACCGAAUUCGCGAAUGGAAAUGGCAAAAGAAAUAGCAAACUCCCGAUCUAACUCAAGAAUGAGCAUACUUUCAACAGCUUCAAUCACUGGUAACGUUUCCCCUAAUUCUGGAAAAAGAAGUACUGAACCUUCACCAGUAACCACUCGGCGGCGAACAUCCAUAUCUGUCAGUCCAGUUUCAAACAGAAAAGUACGUACACGGCGACAGUCACUCAGUCCACCUCACAAAAAGAGAUCAGGAAGCCGUGGGAGAGGGAAGAAAAUUAGGGAGCGAUCUGAGUCGAGGCAUAGUUCGCGAUCUCGUAUACCAUUAAGGGAUAGUAGUGUAACAAAAGCAAAGCAAACACCGUCAGUGGUGCCGAAAGAGCUAGGCAGCCGUUCACCCUCGAAAUCAAAGGGUUCAAAAAUGGUACGUCGAACAACGCCAGCGCAAACUCCGUCAAAUCAACGAAAAAACCCAAAAAGUGCCAAAAAAGUACCUACUUCGAUACAUAAACCGGAGUCCAAUGUGAAGCGCAAACCAUCGUCCGUGGGCAAACUGGAGGCAUCUAUUAAAAAGCAACCAAGUAAUCUUCAAAAACCCGGAAGGGUGAACCUUAUACGAGAACCUUCUAAUGUACGAAAGAAAGAAACUCCAAAAACUGGUACAGGAAAAAAUAUACGACGCGAAGGCACGGCUACAACAAUAACCACAAAGAAAGCGGCUGUUAAUUCUUCUGCAGCUGCUGUGGCUUUGACGGCAAGUGGACUAAAACGCCAUGCUACAACAAAAAAUUCAAUGAAGUUUACUACCAAGAGCAACACAGUAACAACUAAAGGAAAAGGAAACGAGAAGAAAGCGGAAACGACGAAGGGUAAUAAUGGUGACAAUAACGCCGAAAUGACAAAGCAAGAAGAAAAAAAGGCUUCUUCGAGCAAAGAAGAUGCUAGUAAUCUGAAAAGUGUUAGCCCUGUGGGAAUCGAAACAACCAAAAUAGCUGCAAUACCUGUAGGGGUAGCUGCUGUCGCUGCUACUUCUACAAAAGGCGCACCGAACAUUAGUUCUGGUAGCACGGGAAGCAGCGGUUCCACCUCAGGUAUCAAAAAGCAUCCUUCCAAUGCAUCACUUGUACGCAUGGCUUCCCGAAUGAGUCUGCUCAGCAUGAAGCGCUCCGACAGCAACCUUAGCAAGAAGGCAACGGUCCCGGCGGUUGCUGAGGAGACAACUGAUGGGUUGAAAAAAACCGGAAAACCAGGAUAUUUACAAAAAAGCAACAGUCGUACACAAUUGAAGACGCCUGAAGAUAUGGCUGGUCUACCUGCAGCCAUAUUAGAGAAAUCCCAGAAGACUCUGGAGAAUAUUCAAAAGACUGUUACAGUGGCGACAGAUGAAAUUAAUAAAACCAUUCAUGAAAAUCUCACCGAUCUGAAAAGUCUCGAAAGUGAUAUGGGUCGGUUUUCAGAUAGCGCAGGAUCACCCACAUCGAGUGUGGCUACCGUUGUGGAAAACAAAAUCGGUGGUAAAGCUGGGACUGCUAGUGGUAACGAGAGUGGGUUGGCCGGAGACUCGAUCGCACGCACGGUGACCGCUGAGGGAUCAACCCCAACAGCGGGCACAAAAAAAAUGCCGCACAAAAAUGGUAGUAGCGGUGUUAAGGCUGCGACCCCCACACAAAAAUCUCCUCUACCCCCAACACAGCCGAUCGAGGCAGAUGUUUCAGUAUUGAACUCGUCCAUGCACGCCACAGAGCAUGCCACUGUGGCUGCAGCAGCCGCAGCAGCUGCCACAACGGGCGCAAUGGCGAUGCCACAUACGGGCGUCGUAGACGCCACCGUCGAACGGGUUAGUGAACGUGCUUUAUCAGUAUCAGUUAUGCCAGAAGUUGACUGUGACGAUGCAAAUUUCCAGAAUUACACAUACAAUGGGGACGGUGCAGCGGACAAAACAGUUGAUGGAGCAAUGUUGGAUGAUGAAGGUCGUGCGAAUGCCGCUGAUGCGAGUGGAAACGAACGAAAUGGAGUUGGCCGCGAUGGUGCCAAAGGAGAUGGUGUUACUGACGACGAUAUAAAACGGCGCUCGCCUGAUGGACAGGGCGGCUCAGCGGCGGGCAGUGGCAACGGCAGCCGAGAGUUUCUGAAAGAGCAAGAAGGCCACUUAGGGACACCGACUGGUUGUUGCCGUUGCUGCACGAAGUUUUGUCUUCCAUGUCGGCGCCUACGCUGCUCGCGUUGCUGUCGUCGCAAAAAGAGUCUGGUCGGCGAUGAAAGCGAGGAGCCAGUACUUUCUGCGACCAGCAGCGUCUCCACCACCAACCUCGAGGUCAUCGAUGAAGCGCGACAUCCAUCGGAUCACGAAAAAACCAAAACGAGCUGUUGGCAAAAAUUGAACUGCUGCAAACGUUGUCGCAAGCAGCCGAAGGUGGCUGCCAGCCACACGAAUGAGAGCGCAAAAAUGACAGUGGCGACCAAAACGGAAUCUGCGAUGGCAGCAACAACACCUGCUGCACCCAAGCAGGGCGGGUGUGGAUCCUGCUUGAGUAAAUUAUUUUGUUGUCGACGUGUCAACAAGGUCGAUCCCACAACUGGUGAUGAGACGGAAUUGAAGAAGUGUUGUUUUUGUAUACCUUGUCGACGCAAGAAAGCUGGACGUGGCGCUACUAUCGCCUCGACAGUUUCACGGACUGGCUCGGUGGCCUGGCAAGAUCCGGAAAGUGGUAUUGCAGCUAGUGAUGCAUCUGUUUUGGAAGGUGCCAUUUCGCCAGAAAUAGAGCGACCACAGGGUUGUUGCAAACGCUUUUGGAGCAAACUGCUGUGUUGUCGACGCAAAAAGUUGCCGAAGCCAAGUGAGAGUCGGCGGGCAAGCAUGAAGGCUCCACCACCGCCGAGUGAGGACACUCGACGCAAGCUACAUGUGGACCUAGUAGAGUAUAGCUCGAAAAUGAAAGGCGCUAUUCCAGUAUUGCCGCUCUCUUUAGCCUGGUUUUGCGCAAUUUGUAACACCAUCUUUCCAGGACUAGGCACCUUAUUCUCGGGCAUUUUUUGCCUUUGCGUUGGAAUCCCACGCUUUUCGCAAUACGACAGCGCGAAGGCGCGUUUCGGUUCUUUCAUAAUCAACAUAAUCGUUUCCGUGGCGCAACUGUUUUGUGUCCUCUUCUGUUUUGUCGGUUGGGGCUGGUCCAUCUGGUGGGGCACGAUCAUGCUGAAAUGUGCAAGAAAACUAAAUAAAAUCAAGAAGGUUGAGCGUCUGGAAAUGGAGGAGGAGCGUCGCCAAGCAGAGGCAGCAGCCGCAGCUGCAGCAACAGCGGCGCGAGGGGCAACUAAUGCCGGUGUUCAUACUACGGCGGCGACGGCCACGACCGAGAGCGCAGCUUAAAGACACUUUAGUUUGAUAUUUAAAACUAAAUUGAAGCAGAAAAUACUUUGAAAUGGACAUGAAGUAGUAAUUUUGAGGAACAUAGAUUUUAGUUUGCGUUUUAAUGAUACUAAAGACUUCCAAAAAACUUCCAAAACGCUAAGAAAUGCUAGCAAAGAUAAAAUCUUCCGAAAAAAACUUCCGUUGGUGAAAAAUUGUAACGCACAAAGACUACAGAUAUCAAGUAAUAGCUGCACAGAGUUCUUUACAAAAGCGAGAGAGAGAAGUGACAAUAUACAAAAUCUUGAAAAUUAGUGCCUUAAUAAUUGAAUUCAUACAGUUUGACACUCAAGAGCUCAGCACCGAGGAAUAAAGUUAUUUAUAUUUGCUGUUGAAAGAAAUACACAGAAUAAGUAGUAUUUUCCAUAUGACACGCAGGCAUCAGUUCACAAUUUAAAUACAUAAAAUGACCACAUUUCACUUCAUUAACCAACGAGAUGCGGAAAUCUCUCUGAAAGGUGCACUUAAAAAGCUUAAAUUGCUAAACCGUAUACAUAUCAAUAUAUAUUGUAUAAUCUAAGUACAUAAUAGAAAAUCGUGUGCUUACACAUACAUAUCUUCACCCAUAUCUGUAGAAUAGAGAAUUUAAGUUUUUCCUAAAUAAAUACGUAUAUAUCAAUUAAUAUACAAUACAUACCACUUAAGAAAUUGUGAAGUGCGAAUUCCGAUUGUAACAAAAUAGUUAACUAAAUGUAGCUAUUAUAUAAUGUAAAUAACGAGAAUAAUAAUUUUUAAGUUUUUAUAUCAUUUCUUUAGUUUUAAAAACGAAUGAAUAUAUAAUAAAUAAAUGAUAAAUAU
Molecule: messenger RNA, 8042 nt
Organism: Bactrocera oleae (olive fruit fly)
Lineage: Eukaryota; Metazoa; Arthropoda; Insecta; Diptera; Tephritidae
Gene: stum
Product: mechanosensory transduction mediator stumble
Biological process (GO): sensory perception of mechanical stimulus; proprioception; taxis
Cellular component (GO): sensory dendrite
Source: RefSeq, a predicted model, not a curated record